Molecule: messenger RNA, 415 nt
Organism: Taeniopygia guttata (zebra finch)
Lineage: Eukaryota; Metazoa; Chordata; Aves; Passeriformes; Estrildidae
Source: RefSeq, a predicted model, not a curated record
CUCACCUCCUCCUCCUCCUCAGGAACCAGGUGCACCUGUGAUCCCGAGCCAUGUCCUGCUGCAAGCCCUGCGACCCUUGCUGCCAGCCCUGUGGCCCCUGCCCGCUGGCCAACAGCUGCAAUGAGUGCUGUGUCAGGCAGUGCCAGAGCUCCCACGUUGUCAUUCAGCCGCCUGCUGUGCUGGUGACCCUGCCCGGCCCCAUCCUCAGCUCCUUCCCACAGAACACCGCCGUGGGAUCUUCUACCUCUGCUGCUGUUGGCAACAUCCUCAGCUGUGGCGGAGUGCCCAUCAGCUCCGGGGGCUUUGACAUCUCCUGCAUCACCAACUGCUAUGGUGGCAACAGAUGCCGUCCCUGCUAAAUCUGCUGGCAAUGUCUUCAGGCAAGGGCAUCCAAGACUUCAGAACCUUGUUCUGG